This is a messenger RNA of Asparagus officinalis (garden asparagus), 516 nucleotides long. RefSeq names its product FK506-binding protein 5-like. NCBI's taxonomy places the organism in Eukaryota, Viridiplantae, Streptophyta, Magnoliopsida, Asparagales, Asparagaceae. The coding region runs from base 1 to 516 and encodes 171 amino acids. The record is from RefSeq and is a predicted model, not a curated record. The transcript is spliced from 3 exons.
AUGCUGUCAAGCGUUGUAAACGAUAUCAAUGGAUGCUUACGCCAAGGAGAUACAACGACUUACAAGAAAUUGGAGAUCUAUGAAGGAACCGAUGAUCUCAUUGACCUUGAAGACCUGAAGAAGAAUGUGAAGAAUGUUAUGGCACAGAAUGAUAGUUGCUUCGAUUAUGACAAUAUAACCAAUAUUGAAAAGGAAGCUUCUCAUAUUGUGGAGGAGGUUGUGCAAAUAGAGAAGAAAAUAGAUGAAGUAGAAGAAAAAAAACAAGAAGCCGCGCAAGAAGAGAAGGAAGUAGAGAAAGAAGAAGGGCAAGAAGUGGAUGUUGAGAAUGUGGAGAAAGAGAAAGAGAAGAAAGAAGGGAAAGAAGAGGAUGCUGAAAGUUAUUAUAGUACCAAGAUAUUUAACAGGAAACACAAACAGUAUACUCAUGAGGGUAGUGCUAGUGCUGUUGUUGGUGCUAUUGCUGCUGCUGAGGUCAUGGCUGUGGAGGUCUCUAUGGCCCUGGCUGCCGUCUUAUAA